Trametes versicolor FP-101664 SS1 is the source of this 1827-nucleotide messenger RNA. RefSeq names its product glutamate 5-kinase. The record is from RefSeq and is a predicted model, not a curated record. Gene Ontology annotation, molecular function: glutamate 5-kinase activity; RNA binding; ATP binding. Gene Ontology annotation, cellular component: cytosol; cytoplasm. NCBI's taxonomy places the organism in Eukaryota, Fungi, Basidiomycota, Agaricomycetes, Polyporales, Polyporaceae. The coding region runs from base 77 to 1645 and encodes 522 amino acids. The transcript is spliced from 7 exons.
GUUUCAAACUACCAACAAACAGACUUACACUGGAAUAGUAAAGCUUGCGGACUAAGCCACUGACCAUCUGUUAAAAAUGGCACGUCCUCGACACUUGCCAUCUCAGACGAUUGUGAUCAAACUUGGUACUUCAUCUAUCGUGCAUGAGACGACACACCAGCCAUUACUUUCGACGCUCUCGGCGAUCGUUGAGACCGUCGUGCACCUCCGCGCGCAAGGACACAAGGUUGUGCUCGUGAGUUCAGGCGCUAUCGGAGUGGGCUUGAAGCGUAUGGAGGUGGCCACAAGGCCCAAAGCGCUUUCCAAGAAGCAGGCUCUGGCUGCAAUCGGUCAAGGGCGGCUUAUCGCACUAUGGGACAACCUCUUCGGACAACUCGGACAACCUAUAGCUCAAAUUCUGCUCACGCGUGGUGAUAUUUCUGACCGCACGAGAUACCUCAACGCGGUGAACACAUUCAAGGAGCUCUUGUCCAUGGGCGUAGUGCCUAUCGUUAACGAAAAUGACACAGUCUCAGUCAGCGAGAUCAAAUUUGGCGACAACGACACGCUGUCCGCCAUCACCUCCUCCAUGAUUCAUGCCGACUACCUAUUCUUGUUGACUGACGUGGACGGGCUGUACACUUCGAAUCCUAGAAAAGACCCGAACGCGUCCCGCAUAGAUGUCGUAACGUCCAUUGCGACUAUUCGCUCACAAGUCAGUACGAGUACCCUCGGAUCGAGUCUGGGCACGGGCGGAAUGGAGACGAAGCUUAUCGCUGCUGAGAUCGCUACUGCGGCAGGGGUCAUGACCGUCGUGACUUCCAGCAAGGACCCCCAAAGCAUAUUCAAAAUCAUUGAGUACAACAGCGCUUUCAAGUCUGGCACCAACACUCCCCUCUCCGGGCUGCACUCAGGUCGUACAAGCCCCGAGCCUCAUCCAGUCGCGCCGAGCAUCACUCCAACCCCCUCCACUCCCGGCGAACCCUCGGUGACGCCUACGCCCUCCUCCAUCUUACCAUCAUCAUCAACGAGACCGCCGCAUACGAUUUUUCUCCCUUCCGCGCUACCCCUGCGGGAUCUCAAGGCCUGGACAAGUCAUACUUUGCAUCCAUCUGGAAGCGUCAUCAUCGACUCGGGCGCACACCACGUCCUAUCAAAACGCGAGUCGGGCGGACGGUUGCUUGCCGCAGGCGUCCUAGGUGUCCGAGGAGCGUUCGCAUCUGGGCAGGCCGUCCGGAUCCUGAUACGGACGGGCCCUCCUGGAGAAGCGACUGAGACGGUGGCUGGAUCCGAGAAGGUGGAGGGAGGGUCCUCCUAUGCCGACGGAACUGUGAUGACGGAGCCGAACACCCCCGAAAUCAACGCGACGGCAUCGCUGAGCUCGUCCAUCUCGACGUUGGACCAACUUUCGAUUGUGGACGAGGAGAUGACGCCGUCGACGACGCUGAGGCCGCUGCCGGAGGACGACACAGUGCUGAUCGAGCGGCCAGUGGACAGUACGGCAGAGUGGGAGUUAGAAGAGGUUGGGCGUGGGCUCGCGAACUACAACUCGGCGCAAAUCGAGCGGGUGAAGGGGCUUAGAAGCUCAUACAUUCCGCAGCUACUUGGGUAUGCUGAUUCGGAAUACGUGGUAGAAAAUAUCACCAUCCGUGUCCCUCCGUCAUGACCGGGUAGACACUUCAAUCGAUCUCAUGAGCAGGGGAACUUCGCGCCCUUUUCUCACAAGGUUACGUUCGCCAUACUAGCGAACCGUAGCUCUCUGUACGUAUGGCGUCCCGAGCGAGCUCGGAGGUGGCGGGGCCAGGCACACACGUGCGUCCAAAUAUUUGGCCCAGCCAAAUAAAGCGG